Molecule: messenger RNA, 1171 nt
Organism: Oreochromis aureus
Lineage: Eukaryota; Metazoa; Chordata; Actinopteri; Cichliformes; Cichlidae
Exons: 2
Coding region: 108-1133 (341 amino acids)
Source: RefSeq, a predicted model, not a curated record
AAUGAGGUUAAAGUUUUUGAAUUAGUCCAUGUUUACAUAUGAACAGCAACACCAUCCAUAGUAAAUGUGUCUUCUGUUAGGGUGUGAAGCCAGGACCUAUCAACUCUAUGAUCUUCACUAAGCUGGUACCAAAUAGGAUGGCCCAGACUGGAGUACGGAGUGGCUUCUACAGAGGCAUGGUGGGUCCGUUACCAGAUCCCUGCUUGUUCAGAAUAACGGAGGCAUAUGCAAAAUUUAAUAUUGAGGACAGGCCACUUGUGACCACAAUGAACAUGAGACCUGACAAGCCCCUUGUGGAAAGUGCUUUUGGGCUGGUGCAGGAGGGCAGUGUUCUGUCAUAUCAGCAGCCGGUUUUAACAACCCGGUACAUCACACUACACCGUGAUGCACCACCAACACCGCACUUGCCUCUGGAGGGGUAUGAGAUCUUGCCAUCAGAUUGUGUGUUUGUGUGUUCAGAAGAAGAGCUUCUGCAUCUGAAAAGCUUGUCUGUAACUCUGGAAAUGGCUCACAAAAUAGAGGAAGCUACACGUGAGCAAAGCUCUUCGUCUGAGUGGCAUCAGCUCCGCAGGCCCAGAGUGACUGCCUCUAAGUUUCAGGAGGUGUGUCACGUCAGAGGCCAGAGCUCGCCAGAGUCACUAGCAGAGCGUAUAUUGAAGGGAACAAGGCAGACAGCAGACAUGAGGAGAGGAACUGAGAUGGAGCCUGCAAUAGCAGCAGAGUAUAGUAGGCUAAUGAAUGUUAACUACUCACCCUGUGGUCUGGUCAUUCACCCCAUUGCCCCCUGGCUUGCUGCAUCUCCUGAUGGUGUUGUUUUUGACCCCAAUGAAUACCCCCAGUUUGGCCUUGUCGAAUUCAAAUGUCCCAGUGUACAAAACUUUAUUGACUGCAAAUAUGUGCAAAUGGAAUGUGGUACCCCUAAAGUAAAAAAGAGCCACGCAUAUUACUGGCAAGUGCAAGGACAACUGCUCAUCAGUGGGAUGCAGUGGUGUGACUUUGUUGUGUGGGCACAAGAGGACUACCUAGUGCAAAGAAUAUACAUGGAUACAGAUGUGCACAAUGCAAUCAGAGAAAAGGCUGACUACUUCUUUUUUUACAUAUAUAUGCCAAGAUACCGGUGUUUGGAAAAAUGAACAGUGAAAACAUAGCAAAAAGGAAAACAGAUCCUUCA